This is a messenger RNA of Centruroides sculpturatus (bark scorpion), 4225 nucleotides long. Its product is annotated as valine--tRNA ligase-like. Gene Ontology annotation, cellular component: cytosol. The transcript has a single exon. Gene Ontology annotation, molecular function: valine-tRNA ligase activity; aminoacyl-tRNA deacylase activity; ATP binding. The record is from RefSeq and is a predicted model, not a curated record. Gene Ontology annotation, biological process: valyl-tRNA aminoacylation. Bases 103 to 3135 code for a protein of 1010 amino acids. NCBI's taxonomy places the organism in Eukaryota, Metazoa, Arthropoda, Arachnida, Scorpiones, Buthidae.
GAGAAACAUGUGUUGUCAUGGAGGUAAUGUCGAGCUUUAUUUAUGUUAAACAUCUUUUAAUAAUAAAGUAUUUAAUAUAAAGAUCCUUUUGAAUUUUUAAAAAUGCUUAAAGUGUCCAAAAAAUCUUCUUGUUUAAUAUAUUUUACUGCGUUUCGAAUUAACAGACUUUGUACCAGUACGAUUCAUUUACAAAAUACUAAAAAGUUAAAAAAAUUAAGUGUAAAAGAUGUUUCUGGUAGAUUACCUUCAGCAUAUGAUCCAAAACUGGUUGAAUCAAUGUGGUACGAAUGGUGGCAAAAACAAAAAUACUUUAAACCCGAUGAUCCUCUGCUGAGUAAAAAUGAAUCAAAAGUAUUCUCUAUGGUAAUACCACCUCCUAAUAUUACUGGACCACUUCAUCUUGGUCAUGCACUUACUAUUGCAAUACAGGAUACUAUUAUAAGAUGGAAUCGCAUGCUUGGUAAUAAAGUACUUUGGAUACCAGGUUGUGAUCAUGCAGGUAUCGCCACACAAGUUGUGGUAGAAAAAAAGCUUUUUAAUGAAAGAAAACAAUCUAGACAUGAAGUUGGAAAAGAAGAAUUUUUAAAAGAAAUACAUAAUUGGAAAGAUGAGAAGAUCAAUAAGAUUCAUGAACAGUUUUACAAGCUUGGAUCCAUGUUAGAUUUUGAUAGAUCUGUCUUUACGAUGGAUUCAAAUAUGUCAAAAGCUGUGAGAGAAGCUUUUAUUAAAUUAUUUAACCAAGGUCUUAUUUACAGAAAAGAAAGAUUUGUUCACUGGUCUUGUAUCUUACAAUCUGCAAUUGCAGAUUUUGAAGUAGAACAUCUGACUCUGAAUGGUAGAACAAUGUUGUCUAUACCAGGAAUGAAUGAGCCAGUGGAAUUUGGUAUAAUUGAUAGAUUUGCAUAUCCAAUUAUGAAUAGCAAUGAACAUAUUAUAGUAUCAACUACAAGAUUAGAAACUAUGUUAGGUGAUACAGCUAUUGCGGUUCAUUCACAAGAUAGUCGAUAUCAUAAUUUUAUUGGAAAAUUAGCAACUCAUCCAUUCACUGGAGAAAAUAUUCCAAUUAUAUCUGAUGAUUCUGUUAAUAUUUCAUUUGGAACAGGAGCAUUAAAAGUGACACCUGCACAUAGUGAAUUUGAUUUUGAAAUAGCUGAAAAAUAUAAUCUUCCGUUUCAUGAAAUCUUUGAUGAUAGUGGAAAAAUUAAAGAAAACUAUGGGCAGUUUAGAGGAUUACCUAGAUUUGUAGCUAGGAAGUUAAUUCGUGAAGCAUUAAAAGAAAAGGAACUCUAUCAUGGAAAUACAGAUCAUGCUACUACUAUUCCUAUAUGCAGUAGAUCAGGUGAUAUAAUUGAACCUCGGUUAAAAGAUCAAUGGUAUUUGAAUUGUUCAGAAAUGUCCAAAAAAGCAAGCCAAGCUGCUGAAAAUGGAAAUAUUAAAUUUAUACCAGAAAGAUAUAAAAUUAUAUGGCAAGAAUGGCUUAAAAAUAUUCAAGAUUGGUGUAUAUCUAGACAAAUAUGGUGGGGACAUCAAAUACCAGCAUAUCUUGUUCAGAAUCUCUCUGAAGGUAAGAAAGUAUGGAUAGCUGCACAAAAUGAAGAAAUUGCAGCUAUGGAAGGAUCCAAAAAAUUGGAUACUGAGAAGUCAAACCUCACAGUUAAACAGGAUGAAGAUGUAUUAGAUACAUGGUUUUCUUCAGCAUUAAUUCCUCUUUCUGUUCAUGGGUGGCCAGAUAAGUUACAGUCAGAUUUUUAUCCACUUAGUUUAAUGGAGACAGGACAUGAUAUUAUUUUUUAUUGGGUUGCAAGAAUGGUUAUGUUAGGAGAACAUUUUACUGGAAAGCUUCCAUUUGAAAAUAUUAUUUUUCAUGGUAUUUUAUGUGAUAGCUUAGGCAGGAAAAUGAGUAAAUCUUUAGGAAACGUUAUUGAUCCUAUGGACAUUAUACACGGAGCAACACUAAAAAAAUUAAAAGAAGUUGUAAAGGAAUCCCAUAGAUUAGGUUAUUUAACUGAUGAGGAGCUAAAUCUUUCACUUCAGGGCCAAGAAGAAAAUUUUCCAAAUGGGAUUCCCGAAUGUGGUACUGAUGGUCUUCGCUUUGCAUUGUUACUACAUAAUUUUAAAUCAGAAAGAAUUAAUAUAGACAUUAAACAUAUUCGAAGUUGUCGAAAUUUUUGUAAUAAAAUUUGGCAGGGCACAAGAUUUUUUUGCAAGACAUUAGAAAAAUAUAAUCAUGAUUUUUUGCCAGAACAGUUAUCAGAGAAGCAUACAUUAAAUGAUGUUGAUAAAUGGAUUUUAAGUCGCUUAGCUAAUGUAGUUGAAAUUUGUAAUGACUGUUUUGAAAAGUAUAAUUUAAACCAUGGAGCAAGUGCAAUUCAGAAAUUCUGGAUCCAAGAAUUUUGUGAUAUCUAUAUUGAGAGUGUUAAGCCAUUAAUUUAUUCAGAUCAACAAAAUGAAGUUUCCAAAAUAUGUGACAUUAUGUUUAACUGUGUGGAAACUUUUAUUCGUUUGAUUAGUCCCUUCAUGCCAUUCCUUUCAGAAGAAUUAUAUCAGCGUUUAGCUACAAUAUUGGAAUGGGAUUGGGAAGAAAGUGUCUGCAUAGCACCAUAUCCUAAUAUGAAGGAAUGGGGUGUAUGGAGAAAUGAAGAACUGGAUGAUACAUUUAAAACUGUUUUAGAAUUAACCCAUGCUAUACGAUCAAUGAAAUCUUUUUAUGGAAUGUCUCAUAAUAAACCUGUUAUUGUAAUUAAUGUGAAAAAUAAUAAUUUAUUUCAAAAUCUGGAACCUUUUAAAACUCUUUUAAGUACAUUAUGUGCUUUACAAUCAUUAAAUUUCCAAUUUGGUAAAGAUGAAGACUGUUUACAAAUGAAAGAUCGCAAUUGGGUUUCCAGACUGUAUAAUAACCAAAUGACUAUUUUGAUGGAACUUCAAAGUUCAUCAGAAGAAGAACAAAUAUUAUCAAGAAGAAAGAAAAGAGAAAAGAUCCAAAAAGAAUUAGAAAAAUUAAAUAAAGUAAUGUCAGAUACAAAUUAUCGAAGAAAAAUUCCACGAAAUGUCAGAGAAGCACAUGUUGAAAAAAGAGCUAAUUUAGAAGCUGAACUUAAAAGAAUGAUUGAAAAUGAAAAAAUAUCACAGUUUUAAGCCCUAAACACUUAUUUAUUAAUAAAAAAUCUGAACUUAAAAUCUCUUAGAUAAAGUUAACCUUAUCAAGUAAACUUUAUAUGUGUAGUCUGUUUUAGGAAAUUGCUGUCAAGUUGUUGUCAUUAAAAUUAUGUAAUGUUUGUUGACUAUUUUUUCAAUGAUCAGAGUCAAAAGAUUAUUAAUGUCAUUAGUGAAACUAAUAAAUUCAAAUUUUAAAUAAGUUUUUUAAUUCUCUCCAAAGUUCUCUUUUUAUUAGAGAAUCUUAGAGAGAGAAUCUAUUUUAAAAUUUUGAAAAGAUGUUUUGAAGUAUCUUUACUAGGCAUUAACAGUGAAAUGACAUUGAAUAAAUAGAAUGGUUUUGAAAUUUAUUUAUGGUAUAACAAUUUUUUUACAUUAUUAUGAAUAUUUAUUUCAUUGUUAAUUAUAUUUCUGUAAAUAUAAUAUCUUUCUUCUUUUAAAAUUUCUAAUUUUUAUACAAUAAAUUAUUGUAGUGUAUGUUUACAAUAAGUUGUUUAUAAAAGACUAAAUGAAGAUUUUUUCUAGUCCAUGAAAGGAAAAAUAAGCACUUUGUCAUUUAAGUGUUAAUUUUAUAUAGAUGGAGAUUACUAUAAAUUAAAAAACUCAACUAACUUAAAUAGCAUGGUGUUUUGAUAAAAUUAGUUUUUAUUGCCAUUUAAUUUAUUAAAUUGAUUAUAUCCUAAGGAAAGUGCAAACCUGACAACAGAUACUGAAAUGUAAUCUUCCAAACAUGGGUAUGUAAAAUUUCCAUUGUUACUCUUAUAUACAGUAAUUUCAACUUUAUUCUCCAUUAUUAGUUUGCAACUGAAAUGUAAUGGAACACUUGCAUUAUUUAAAAAUGCUAAAGUAAAAUACAUUAAUUUCCCUGGUUUGUAAAAAUAAAUUUAUCAUACUCAUUAAACUACUCAGUAUUGGAUCAGAACCAGAGAAAAGCAGAAUUUUCUGAGUAUACACGAUAAGAGUUCAUACCAAUGAGAAAACUUAAUAGUAAUCUAUGUAUUUUUAUUGAUAUAAAUACAAUUUAAUUUUUUAAAUAUGAUUUAAAAAAAAUUAAAUUUUACAGAAGAAUCUA